GGCCAUGGGCUGCCUGCAGAGCGUCGCGUGUAAGGCGCGCGUGCGGCGCGACAACAUCGUCCUGAGCGACGUGUCCGCCACCAUCGAGCCGGGCGCCACCGCCAUCGAGGAGAGCUCGCCUGUCGUGCUGCGCUACCGCACGCCCUACUUCCGCGCCGCCGCCCGGGGCAUCAUGCCGCCCAUCCCGCGCCGCCACACCUGGGUGGUGGGCUGGGUGCAGGCCUGCAACCACAUGGAGUUCUACAACACCUACAGCGACCUGGGCAUGUCCAGCUGGGAACUUCCUGACUUGCGAGAAGGGAGAGUAAAAGCCAUCAGUGACUCUGAUGGUGUGAGCUACCCCUGGUAUGGGAACACCACGGAAACGGUGACCUUGGUUGGGCCCACUAACAAGGUCUCCCGGUUCUCAGUCAGUAUGAAUGACAAUUUUUACCCCAGCGUGACAUGGGCUGUCCCUGUGAGUGACAGCAAUGUACCACUGCUGACCAGGAUUAAGAGGGAUCAGAGCUUUACCACGUGGCUAGUAGCCAUGAAUAUGACCACCAAGGAGAAGAUCAUCCUGCAGACUAUAAAGUGGAGGAUGCGUGUGGACAUUGAAGUGGAUCCCCUGCAGCUCCUGGGGCAGCGAGCACGACUAGUGGGAAGGACUCAUCAAGAGCAGCCCCGGAUUCUGAGCCGAAUGGAACCCAUCCCGCCAAACGCACUAGUGAAACCCAAUGCCAAUGAUGCCCAAGUCCUCAUGUGGAGACCUAAACGAGGCCAACCUUUGAUAGUGAUACCUCCCAAGUAGAUGGUGUGUGGGCGUGCAUGCAUGAGGACGUCAUUGCUGUUGGUAUGGUGCAAAUGAACUGGAUUUCUGAGCCAAAGCAGACCUCUGGUGAAUGGAAACCGAGUUCCUCCUUAUUCAGAAAGAAUAUGGUACUUGAUAGUGGCCAAAGCUAUGUCACAAAAGAGGAAUUGCACAGCUGGUGGACUUCCGAUGACAUACCUGGGGGAUUCUGUACUUCCAGGGUAUUUUGGCUGGAAGAGGCUUUCUUAUCUGAAUAACUCAUAUUCCCUUGCCAUAACAUGCAAGGAAUGAGAAUAUGAUUAAACAGUGCCUGUGGCAAAUGCUGCUUCCCAACCAAUUAGAUGUAGAAAUGGAGACCAUGCACACCAGAUGUUCAUGGUCUCCCAGUUCGAUCCUACUGUCUGACCGAUGGGGCGGGGUGUUACCACGUUUUUAUACCUAUGCAGUUUUGAUUGAUAAUCAAAUGAUCACCUUGCUCAUUGGAACUAAAAGAAUGUUUACAAAGGGGGGAGGGGGGAAUAACAACCCAUACCAUCUGUUCCACUUAGCUACAGACAAGCUCUGAGUCCACAAGGAACUGUCCAAGGUGCUGAACUGAAGAACAAUGUGAACUACCUUCCUCUUCCCAAGAAUAAUUUCUUCAAACAGAUUGAAUUAAGAAAUUUUGCAUGCAUCUCAGUGUGUUUCAAGUAGUUGUGAAUGUAGGAGCUGCCAUAGGUCUUUCCAUCCUUUGAGUGAAAUCCAAGGGAAAUCUAGAUGUAAUUUAGUUCUAAGAUACACUAAUCUUUCCUGGCCCUCCAUUUCCCUCUCCCUCAAGCCCUUUUUUUAAAGAAGCAAAAAUAAUUCUCAGUAAAAUGACAAAUUAUGAGCAAUGUCUGUUCACCCAGCAAAGGGAGAACCAGGGAGAUGUUGACUGUUUGCAUGAUGUCCAAAAGGCUUGGACGUCCUCCAGGAUUCAAAUACAUAAGUCCAUUGCAAGAAGCUGGGGUUCUUGCUCGUUUUCCAUAUGAAUAGCUGUUCAUGUGGAAAGCCACAUCCCUAACUGCCUGCAGAGCAGCAUAAAUAAAGGUCUGCACACAGCGUGCUUCCAGGCCCCAGGGCCUGCCUUUGGAGCCAUGGCACUAGGCCAUGGGGACUGCCUGUGUGUCUGUUCGCUGGGGCAAAGGGAAGCGUUUGCACCACCUUCAAGGGGAAAGGAUAGUUGUUCAUGAAAACUCCUCUGAGGUGUCCCCUCCUGCAGCAACAAAACAGUAGCUUCCGAGAAGGAUGGUUAGACGUGCACGUCUGUGAGUGAAAUGCUCCUCUAGCCAGGCACCAGUGCAUGGCUGAAUCUGUCCGGGGAAGGUGCGGGGCUGUUCUCUUUGGGAAUAAGCCUGAGCUUCACUCUCUGAUGAGGAUGUUUGGGGGUGGGGGGUAACAGGAUCUUUGCUUUUUAAGGGCCAUCACCACUGGGAGUUUCUUCAGCACCUGACUCAAUGGCAUCCCAGUUGGUUGCUGUGAAGGUGAUGGUGAUGUCAUGACCGGAGUGGGGAGAAAUGCUGUGGGUCAUAAACUCAUGGAGUUUCCUACUCGUUCUUCCUCUCGGGGUGUGAUGCACCUCUCCUCUCCCUAUCUCUGUCCUCCAGCAGGUUCAUCAUGUUAGGCUGUCUUGGAGGAUAUGCAGAAGGAAAAGGGUGUCUGCAUUCCUGCUGGCCCCUGGACAGCAUUGCUGCCCCAGGAGCCUUGUCAGGGAAGAGCCAUAGCUCAGAGUGGGAGCCGUGCAAGGGAUUAUAGUCAUAACUUGUGCUGUUUUCCCCCAUGCAUACUGACUGGCUCUUUCAUCUGGGCCCUCCAGUGUAGGGGAGCUGGCUGCCUGGUGGGUGGAGGUAUUCCAGCAAGGAACAGAAGUAGCAGUGCUACCACCUUCUGCGCACAGAUGCAGAGGGCAGGGAAGUCAGGUAGAGAAGAAGGUGCAAAGUCUUAAAAGCAAAGCUUCUGGUUUUCCCAUCUCAGUCACCAGGAAACAAAACAAACAAGCAAAAAAAAAAGAGAAAUGCAGAAAAUGUGUGGUUUAUAAACAGAAUGUGCUUUACCAUUUUAAGGCACUGCUAACUACUCAGCCCAGUGUGACUAAGAGAUGAUCUAUAGCAUUUUUACCCAGCUACUAAUUUAAAAGAUAUCUCUGCGGGAUGUCCAGGGACUCCCUUAGUAUUGACUCCAAUCCAGAGGAACUCUUAUCGAGUCCUAGAUAUUGUGAAAUGAUACUGAUUCAUUCUGCAUGGAAACUGCUGUAUCUGCCCUUCCAGCAUGAGCCCAGUGACUUCUUGAAACCUUGGAUUAUUGCUCUGAAAAGCAGUUAAUCUCUCAGUAAUAGGAAGAUAAAGUUUCUGUUAUGUGAAUUUAGGCUUCUGAACAAAGAAACCACUCAUCAUAAUUCCACGGUUCAAAGAUCUCCAUUAUGCCUGCCUUCAUUCAGAGCAUCUCCUACUGAACACCAUUCAUGUGCUGUGUGUGUUAGUGUACAUGGUGGUAGGUUCUCCUGACAGUUUUGUAGAAAACCCUUGUUACAGUAUUAGCCCUGCUUUUCUGAGCUUGAUUUUUAAGCUGAUUUCAGUGGUGAUUUCACUGCUUUGAAAUCCAGGGCUCCGCUCUCCUUUUUACGGAGUUGAUGUUUUGCUGCAUUUUCCCCACUUUGCUUAUGAGCCUCAUGCUUUUUGCGUCAUAGGGGUCAUACAGGACCUCCAUAGGUGCACUUGGGUGUCUGGUACGUUCAGGGCUUCUGUGGUCUCUGUGCAGGCUAAGCCCCCUUUGAGAUCACUGGGAACAGUACCUGCCCAAUGAUGCCAGGGUCUUUUGAGCAAACCUCUCUGGAAUUUGAAUCUUAUGACCAGGGUACAGAGUAGCUACUGAGGACCCACAGAGGAGAUGAAGUGCGUGUGAACUGAAAUCUGUUGGGGAGGUUUCUUCUUCACCCCAGGAAAGGUCUCUCUGUGCUGUGUCCCCCUGCCCUGGACACCUUGGCCUUCAGCAGAGCUGCUCUGAGUAGAAUCAGCGGAAAGAGCGCUGCAGUGUCAUGCAUCCGUUAAUGCCAUCCCAGUCAGCCUUAAUUCACACAGAGUCACCAGCUUGCCUCAGCUGCCCUGCAUCCCUGUGGCUCCUGUGUACCUCCUAUAGCCUAUCUCCAUCCUUGGGUGGUGCACCGGCAGCCUUUCUCUGCCCAUCCCUUGGUAGCACCUGCAGAUACACAGGACUGCCAGGUUUCCACAGGGUGAGUUUGAGAACUCCAUGCUGUCACCAGUUCAUGGGCCCCCGCAGGCACAGGCAUGGCCUCCCUGCUCAGGGCAGAUCCUUCAAAGCUGCUGAAUUUUCCCCAGACCUUCAGCUCUCUGGUGCGGCUUUCAGGCAGCUGGAGUGCAUGACACUAUGCCCUUAAAACUGGCAUGGAGAAGUAGGUUGUUUUCCAAGCUCUACCCCACACCUAUUAUAUGCAGCUAGUAGACUCUGGUCUUACCCCUCACACCACUGUAGACCAAAAAUCCCAUGUUCUUGUCUCUCUAUUUAUUAUUCUCAGUAAUAUUUGUUGUUAGUUAUUGAUUUCUUAUCCUUUUGUACACCAGAAAUGUUGAAUUCAAAAUUCAUUUUCAGCUGUGGUGGCCUAGUUUACAGCCUCUGAAAGCAACCUACUUAUUUAGGUGCCUAAAUAUGGAGGUAGCUGUCUAAGAGCUUGCUGAAAUUUUUCAUACAAAAGUUUUUCAGGGAAAAAUUGGCUUUUUUUUAUGAUGAAACUUGACAUGGAAAAAUUGUUGGCAUGAUCAGAAUUUUCCAUUUUUUGACAUUUUUUGUGUCUUAUUUACAUUUUAAUUGGAAUGUUAUCAAAAUAUUUUUUAAAUCAUUGUUGAUAUUUAAAAUGUAGUUUUUAAAACAUGGAAAAUUUUCAAACCAAUUUUGGUUAAAAACAAACAAAAAACCCCAAAACUCAAAUGUUGAGAAAAAUGGAAAUGGGAUGUGUUUCUGACUCUGUGAAGUGGAAACAACGUCAGCAUUUUUCACAAAAUACAUUUCCCAUUUCUCAGUCAGUUCUAGUGUCCAAGUUUGGAAAAUUUUAGCCUGAAGUUAUAAGGUUUGGGGCCAGAGGCUCAGCUGUUGUAAAGGUGAGACUCUGGAGCUACAUCUGUUUGGUGCUGGAUCCCGCCCCUGAAUCCGUUCUCAUUCCAAACUCUCUCGACUCUACAGAUUUUGCUCUGCCCCUCAUUUUGGGCUUCCUGCCCAAUCAUUUUAAAGUUCAUGUCCUGCAUUUUGGUCUGGAAGAUUGAGACUGGAACCACAAUUUGGGCAACCAUUGCUCCCCAUUUUAAGGAGAAACCCACAAUACCACCCAGCUUCUCAGAAUUGCUAAAAGGCCAGAGGAAUGCAAUCGCUAAUGAAAUCAGUGUUGUGGGAGUGGAUUUAAAAUGCAAGCCUUUAGAGGAAUUCUGGGAGAGCAGUAGUUGCACAGCUGGAAUCUGACAGCUGAGAGAUUUGGAAUCUGUUGUUCUCGAGCUAAUAUCCCUGACACAAAAGCUGUGAGGUGAAGCUGGUUAAACCUGUUGCUUGUGGAAAUGACUUUGCCAAGCAUAUGUGAAAGCAGAAAUAGCCUCAGAGGCAGAGGGGCCAGUGAGGCAUUUUGAUCUUGCUGGGGUUGCAUGGGUUUAUUGAAAUGGAACAAAACCAAUGUCAGACUCUAUGCUCAGUGCACAAAGAUGUGAAUGCACCUGCACCUCUGAGCUAAAAAGAUGGUUAAUCAAAGCCAUGGAAGCAGCUGAAAUACCACAUUCAUCAAGAGCUUUCUUGGAUAGGAAAGAAAAGAAGUUAGUUAGCUCAGAGAGAUGCUGUUAACUUCACUGCAGGGACAUUAGUGCCCAUAAGUUCUUCAGGGUCUGUAGGCCCCACUGAGCCUGUGCCCUCCGUGGAAAAUCUCCUGUUAAAAGACAGGUUUUCACAAGAGCUGAGCACCCUCGCAGCUCCUGUCGUGCUCAGUUUGUGUUUUCCUGUGGAGGACUUUCCAAUUGUUCCUAACAGGAGCUGCUGGAUGAUCUGGAACAUUGGCUCCCAAAUGUUUAAGUAUGGUGGCUCCCUGACAGAUAUGUUAAGGCUUGAUGGCACCCCACCAGUGAAGACAGUUGCUUUUCCCAACUCAGGACACCAGAUGCAAAGGGGACAUCAGAGUUAGGAUGGUUUUGUGACUUUAUUCAAUUCUAUACAAUUUGUUAAUGAUCUAAUCAGAUUUAAUCUGGGGGUUUUAAACUAUAACUGGAAACUACGGUUUUUGGGGUGUGUUGGGACAGAGUCUGAGCUUGUUGUGAGACGAGCAGGCCUGUUUCGAAUGGCAGAGCUGCGCACUGUUUGGUUGAAUCUCUAAUAGCACCAGACGUAAGUUGUUUUUGAAGUUUAAAUGAUUUCUGUUUGGGUUUCACAGGAGCCAUUGCUGAAAACCCUGGCUCUGAGAUCCCUGGAAGUGAUUCAGGGAUUCCUGGCUUGUUAGAUUUGAAAACUUGUUCUUCAGUGCAUGAUCACUUGACAGUUUUAAGAUGCACCUGUCUCUCUAUCAACCCCCUUCCCCUCUCUGCUGCUACCAGAGCUGGAGGCCUCUCUUUGUCCUCUGCACCAGCAGGGCCUCUCAGCUGAGAGGCUUCCAGCUGCCUGCUUCCCCAGCAAGGAGUCUCUCAGCUGAAGGCCCCCUGCCGGAGUGGAGUGCACAGAGAGGCCACCAGCAGCAGCAUAAGACACAGACCCGUAAAUAAAAAACUGGUGAUUUUUAAGCCUAGCUUAAUAGUCUUUUAAUUAGAAAAACAAAAACUGGCUUAACAAUUACAUUUUCCCCCAGACAUUCAUGGCUCCAUCAUGAACCCCAAAGGAUCCCUGGCUCACAGUUUGGGAAGCACUGGUCUGGAAAACCUGGGCCCAGCUGUGGGCGCUUGGCCCAUUUGUUAGGAGCACUUGUGGCCAAAUGGCUAAGUUUGAGGUUGGCAUCUGGUUUACAUUGCCCAGCCCUAGUGCUUCGUUUACUUUGCUCCUGCCAAUCCCUGGGCUUGUUUAGGGUUGCCUGGUGGAGCAGAUCUGGGUGCUGUCAGAUAGCUUUGGAAAAGCCCUGUGGGGAAUAUGGCCAGUGAUUGGCGCUCGGUUCUUAGCUCUUUUUAGGAAGGGGCCUUGUGAAGAAAAAGGUUCCUGUGCAUUCUCUGUUUGGGAGAGGCAGCCUCUCCUAGCUGGGCUCCCCAUUAGCCAUCCAGCCAUGCCCACCGCUCCUCUUCUGAGUCAGCUGCUAUUGUUUAGCAUUGCAGCUGCAGGGAACGAUCAUGGCCAGAUACAGUUUACAGCUCUGAUCUCUGCUGCUCCUAGGGUUUGAAGACACUUCAGCACUUGCCAUAUUGAAAACACAGAGGGAUAAACCCUGGCCCCAUUGAACUCCAUGAGAGUUUUGGCAGUUGACUUUAACGGAGCCAGGAUUUCACCCUAAAACUUUAAUGAUCACAGGUCCCCCGCUAAGCCUGGUCUCACAAGAGUGGUGUAAGGUAGCAGAAAUCUUGCCCUGGUACGGGGAAGAGAAUGCUGAUCGAUUCUAUUAACUUAUUUAUUCAGCUGCUUAUUUUUUUAGAGUGGGUUUUCGCUGAGCUUCUAGUAUACAUGUAAAUUAAGGACCGCAUGCUCCAGUUGGAAUGGGCACAACUGCACAGGGUCUUGACUGUAGAACCUAGGAGAGAGACUGAGGCCAGGUCUACACUGCAGAGUUAGGUUGAGGUGAGGCAGCUUAUGUCGAUCUAAUUAUGUCAGUGUCAGUUUAAAAUGUCACUACAGCCUUGCUCCUGGAGAUGUAAGUACCCUAAUACACUGACAUAGUAACUCCACCUCUACAAGAGGCGCAGGACGUACGUUGGUGUAGUUAGGGUGGGACAUUGCGUUACUUACAUUGGCUGUUGGUUGUCAUUCUUAUCAAUUUCACAGCUCCUGGGCUCACAGCUGGAGCCCCCGCCCUGCACUCUGGGGUUGACAGCCCCAGCUGUGGGCCCCUUGCAGGACUCAAUUUCACAGCUUGGAGCCUACCAGCCUAUCUUGUCAAUUUCACAGCUUCAGCUGUGAGCCCUGCUGCUGCUCUGAGCCUGAGGGAGCCAUGAAAUUGACAAAAAGGCUGGUAGGCUCCCUGCUGUGAACCCGGUGCCAGGCUCACAACUCAGGCUGUCACCUCAGAGUGGGUGAAGGGCUCCAGCUGUGAGCCCAGCUGCUGCCUGGGUUCUCCGCUCCCUAUUCCCCAAGCUGGGCUCCCAGGUCCCCAGUGUGGAGCUCCAUGUGGAGCUGAGAGUCUGGGCUCUCAGCCUGCCACACUGCCCCUCUUACAUAGGUGCAUGCACUCCUGGUGAGGACGCUCACCACUGACAAGAGGGUAGCGUGGACAUGAGAAACCACAGUAAUUACCAUUGUGGCUAGAAGUUGACCUAAGAUAGGUUUAGUUUAUUGUGUAGUGUAGACAAGCCCUGAUUCCCCAGUAUUGUGUGUCUAGCUUUAAAGUCCCACGAGAUAUCACCCCAUUCAGUCAGAAAAGUAUCAGUAUUUUGACUGAGCAGGGCAAAAAGCCACCUUUGCAAUUUCCUUCUCUGCAAGCAAGGGAGGAAUCUGGAGGACGUUGCACUCUCAUUGUAGCACAUUGGGGGAAUUGGAAACAGACCUUGCCGUUAUAGGCCUGCGUGAAUGCUGCAGUGUCCACUCUGCAAGGAGUUACAGCUGCAAACCGUGGUGCUCUCACUUUGCCACUUUAUGUAUAGUUCCCUUCCCCCUCCUAAAGACCGGCUGCUUUCCCAUUUUUGAUUAAUGGAUUUUAUUAUUUAAUUAGGUUUGAUUUAUAGAUUGACCCCAUCAGACAUUCCCAGGGUGUAUUUACAUAGUGAAGCAUAAUUACUUAACCUCUGAUUUGCUGAGUUAUUGGGAUCCAUGUAGCUCCAUUGACAUCAGUGGCAUUGACUAACUUAUACCAACUGGGGUUCGGUUCCAUGAUGAUUCUCAUUCCUCAAGCUUCCCCCCCAGGGGUCAUUUUGCUCUAGUUUCUGCAAAAUGUAAAGGGCAGCGACUCAAUAAAUGGCUGGGUUUUUUGGUUAAUUUUAAUGUUUAUGAAAAUCAGAACUGAACUGUCCAGAUACAGGUACAAUGUCAGUGUCCCCUGCGCUCUGUUCCACGGUUGUACCUCAGUGCUGACCUGAACCACUGCCGUCUGGCCCAAUACUGGGUACCAUCCCCCUAGUGUAUCACCACUACUGCUCUCUAACGUGCUAGGCCCCUGCCUGUUCCCUCCGUAGGCCUUUCCAAAGCAGCAGUUUCCAGUCGUGAGCAAUUGUGUGGUAUGAUGUGGACAAAUGUCCAUUGCGCACCAAGAGUUGAGGCCCAGCACUAUAGCUUUGCUUGUGACCAAAGACUAAUUUGAAACCAGGUCUUCAGGGGAGGGAGUCUGGUGCAGCAGCUCCCUCUAUCAUGGUGGCUUCUGUUUGGUCUCUGCUAAGUAGGAAGAUUUAUGCAAAAUUUGGAAGGAGCCAGUCUUCAGAGAGUGGGCUAAGGAGUAGACACAUCUGCCAUCCAUUAAACAUUAUAAUUAAGGCUAAGAUUUAGUCUUAGCAAAAGUCAUGGUCAGGUCAUGGUCAAUAAACAAAAAUUCACGGCCCCUGACCUCUCCAUGACUUGUACUAUACCCCUGACUAAAUCUUUGGUGUGAUGGAAGGUUCUGGGGGUGCAGCUGCUACUCUGGAGUGGGGACUCUGGGGCACCUGCUGGUACUGAAGGGAGGCUGGUGGGUGGGGGGGCUGCCUGGAACCACGUCAGCCACUGCUGGCGGAGGGUGGCCCGGGACCAUCACCGCUGCUGCUGGCGGGGGCCUGUGACCGCUGCACUACUGCUGGCGGGGGGGGGGCGCGCCCAGGACCGCCACUGUUGGUGGGGGGGGGCAGUGAGGCUGGCCCUGGGGCCGCCUGAGCUGCUUGGGAGGCCCUGGGGUCAGUCGCACCUGCCGCUUGCAGAAGUCAUGGAGAUCCUGGAAAGUCACAGAAGCCUUAAUUAUAAUUACUGAGACCCUUAAAGAGAAAUACCAACCCCCAUCCCUGGAACCUUUUGUUUUUACUUGAAACUCUCCGAGUAUUCCAGAGCUCUGCACAUCCAUCAGGAAAAGCACUUCUCGAGAGAGCCCCUCACGCAGGGAAAUGAAGGGAAAAAGGCAGCUUUCACUGUGGUGCCCUUUGUGGAAAGCGGGAUAUUUCUUAUAAAACGAUUUUGAAAAGCUUAUGAAAGUUUUGCACUAAGCCACUACAGCAAACCUUAACAGAGAACCAGGGUCACAGGCAGAGAGUGAAAUACUUUUUUCGCUGGGCUUUACACACCAACUUUGUGAGUUUUUGUGCAUGGCACAUAUGGAACCUGUGUAAGCAAUAAUGCAUGUCCCCUUAUCCAUAUCAAUCCCCUCAUCCCCGCAGUGUGUUGUGAGGUUGCAAGUGUUUGGCAUGACUGCUCCUGCUGGAGUUCUUAUUAAGAGGUUAAUGGCUAGGUCCUGUUCCUGCCUAGUCACGUCUUCAUCAGCCAAUCAUCUUGCUCUUUUAGAACAGCUUUCUGGGUUAAGCCCAAGGGCGGGGAUUUGAGAGACCUGGGAUUUGUUCCCAGCUCAGUGGCAAAUCACUUAAUUUUCCAUAGUUUCCCCAUUUGCAGUAGGGGGAUAACAGUAUUCCUGGGGCUUGUAGGGCUACAUUGUGAGAAUAAAUUCAUUUGUACGGUACUGCUUUGAAUUCUGUGGAUGGAAGAUGCUUUGCAAGUGCAAAAUGUUAGGAUAAUAACCAUUUUAUUGAUACGUUCAUGUAUGUUUCUUAAGGUUCUCUAUCAUUGGUUUUUCUAUCGCGUCCAUCACCAUGUUAUCUAAGCAUCACACAACAAAAAUAUUAAAGCAAACAAGAUCAGGUUGCAGGGAGCGAUCUAGCUACCAACGGAUCCAAAUCAGUGACAACAAACAGCUACAUAAUUCAUAUAGUACUCCUGAGCAGAUUAGAGAAUAUUUAUCUGGUGCAAUCCAGCCCCUCCUGCAUCUCAUCUCAUCUCAAGCGGAGACGUUUCCUGCUUUGUCAUUGUCUUGAGCCAAACAGUGUAUACAGAACCAUUGCAGAGUCAUGUUUCAGGUGCAUCUGUGUUGCACGUUCAGGACAAGGGAUACUUGGUAGUUUGUCUCAGCAGACACUGCUGGGUGGGCAUACGGAUGGGUUUGAUAUAGAUAUCACACUUUCUGCAUGGUCAGACAUUUUAGACUGGCUGCUAGUACAGCUCUGCCUUUUACCUGAGAUAUUUUUGAAAUCCCAUUGGGGGAAGAUAAUUUUCUUUUCACUCAGCAGAGAGGGUCUGGAUUCACACUGGGAUCUCUCAGAUGGGUCUUUAUUACAGUACAGUAGAAGAAGAGCCAGAUCAGAAUGGGCAUGAGAUACGUAGAGUUAGAUAAUUACUAAGUUUCUGAUCCGGAGCCCGUUGAAGUCUGUGGGGGUCUUUCCAUUGACUUCAGUCGGAUGUACAUCAGGCCCUAAGCAGUGAGCAUGCACGGAGGCACAGGCUGUAAUCAGCAAAGCCCCCAGAGAUGGAAUAUCACCAGAUCAGAGCAUUUCCUGUUGGAAACUCUUGGUUUCCUUUCUACUGCCCGUUCUUGUAGCCAGCAUCUCGUAUCUCAGGGAAGGAUAGGGGGAUCUAGUUCUCAGAAAUAGGAACCUGCAAACUUCCUCCCAUUGCUAGAACCAAACCGGAAUGCCGGGACUUUCGGAAGGGUCUCAGGUGUUGGGUUACCCUUCCUCCCCUCUGACAUUUCAUGUUCACAGCCGUGCCUCUGCUUCACUGAGUUCCACUGGCUGCAUCAGUUAUGCCCCCAAAAGCUGCUCUCGCAGCAGGCUCACAGCCAGAAGCCAGAGGAGCUGUAAGCCUCACAAGAGAAUCUGUUCUCAUGACAUGUCCAGGCAGAUUUUGCUGACCCAGGGUGGGGGAUUAGAAGAAGCAUCUGAUUCAGCCAUCACCAACCAAACGCAACAUGCCUGCAUGAGACCGCUUUGAGUCACACUGUGGCAGCUGUGCACCCUAAAUCCUUAGACACUAUGCACAAGGUAUUGCCUUUAUGCUCUAGAGGAGUUUUCAUAAAAAGUGCACGCGUGUGUGUUCUGUAAUGUCGGGAUAUAUAUUUGUGGGUGUGUCUCACACAGCGAAACCCUCCUGUAGGAAUGCACUUGCUUUCUGAAAAGCAAACCAACCCUUCGCCAGAAUUGCAUUUGAAAAAAUUUGGGACUUUCCAGUGUAACUGUAAGCUGCUUCCACUUUAUGUAUGUAUGUAUUUAUGUAUGUGUGUGUGUGUAUUUAUUUAUUUAUUUAUUUAUUUAUUUGCAUUUUACUUUUGUAAACCACCAGCCCAUUGAAAGGCCUCUGGGCCCUGUGUGAGUUUGAAAAAAACCCUUCUUUUAGGGAAAAUGUGUGUUUGGCUGCAGUCGACAGCAAUCCGGACACACUUGCCCAGAGUUACCCAAUUCCCACACCCUUAGCAUUGACUUCACCUGGCCCCAAUCUUCCCUGUACAACAACAUGAUAAAACACGGUGAACAAAAAUCAGGUAAACCCCAAUGCAAAAUAAAACCCCAGGAUCCUCCUCCUAGAAACCUGGGAGCAGUUGGCUACUCUGAUCCUUUCUCCAUUUCUUAUUUGUUUAUUGCCGCUAUCUUCCUUUAUUGUUGUUUUUUUUCCCCCCUUUUUGACUCAUGCUGUAUUUGAUGUUGCCAAUUUCCGGAGAUGAUGAUAAGAGCAGGAGCAUGUGGGUGUUACUUUGGAGAAAAGAAAAAAAAAUCGGGUAUUCUGCUGCAGCGUUGGGAAAAUCAGAAGGAAGAAAAGACGAAAGCUGGUUUUGCAGAGUGCCUUAAACAAAAAUGACUUUAACGAGUAGGGGGGUCUGACUCUUCUGUCUUUGGAUGUUGUUAAAAACUCAAACAGAUGUUGCAUUUCACUUCUCUGGGAUUAAAAAAACAGUUCAGUA
Messenger RNA from Chrysemys picta bellii (western painted turtle), 12815 nucleotides. RefSeq names its product family with sequence similarity 78 member B (gene FAM78B). The record is from RefSeq and is a predicted model, not a curated record. NCBI's taxonomy places the organism in Eukaryota, Metazoa, Chordata, Testudines, Emydidae.